This is a messenger RNA of Exophiala mesophila, 678 nucleotides long. RefSeq lists its product as uncharacterized. Gene Ontology annotation, cellular component: SNARE complex; cis-Golgi network; Golgi membrane. The record is from RefSeq and is a predicted model, not a curated record. Gene Ontology annotation, biological process: vesicle fusion; endoplasmic reticulum to Golgi vesicle-mediated transport. Bases 1 to 678 code for a protein of 225 amino acids. The transcript is spliced from 3 exons. NCBI's taxonomy places the organism in Eukaryota, Fungi, Ascomycota, Eurotiomycetes, Chaetothyriales, Herpotrichiellaceae. Gene Ontology annotation, molecular function: SNAP receptor activity.
AUGGCAAGUGGUACUGGAUGGGCGCAGCUGCGCCAGCAGAUUAGAGGCCUCGAGAGUCAGACUGAGACUCUUUUCCACACAUACUCCCAAUACGUUUCCGCCCCUAAUUUACCACCGAAGCCAUCUCCAGAGGAGCAGAGAAUCGAGUCGGAGAUUGAAGAGUUGUUGGAAAAGCGUGACAGUUUAAUAUCUCAACUUUCUCGAUUACUUGAUUCGGAGAGUGCACUUAGCACAUCGAGCCUGAAACAGAACAACCUGUCGCGACAUAGGGAGGUUUUGACCGAGCAUCGACAGGAGCUUCGCCGACUUAAGUCUUCCAUUUCCGAGGCACGAGACCGACAACAUCUCCUUGCCAAUGUACGGUCCGACAUUGAUGCUUUCAGAACGUCCAACCCAGCAGAAGCAGAGGCUGAGUAUAUGCUUCAAGAGCGAGGACGAUUAGAUCAGAGUCAUAAUGUGAUUGACGGUGUUUUGUCGCAAGCCUAUGCCAUCAAUGAGAAUUUCGGAAUUCAAAGGGAGACAAUCGCAAGUAUUAACCGUCGCAUCACAUCGGCGGCGGCACAGAUUCCCGGAGUCAACGGCCUCAUCUCCAGAAUCGGGACCAAGCGAAGGAGAGAUGGCAUCAUUUUGGGAAGCUUCAUUGCAUUCUGUUUCCUAAUGCUGCUCUACUUUAGCUGA